ACGCACCAUUGGAAGGGGGCGUGGUUGACUUCUCACAACAGAAAUGGGAGUCGGGGUGGGUGGAGCUUAAACCACACCUUUGCAGGUGGAGACCAAAGCCAGAGUUUCGGCAGGAGAGACGGGCUGUUUGUUGAACUGCGUUAGCUGAACAGAUCCAGUGAUGUGGCCGUUCACUUGUCUCGGUUUCCUCGUCCUCCUCUCCCUCCUGAGCAUCUCGACUGGAAAGAGUGCAGAGAACGGAUUCAGGAUAUGUGCUUACAAUCUGCAAAACUUUAACAAGGAAAGGGCGUCGCACACAAUGACGCUACACUCUCUGACGCGGAUUGUGGCUCGCUGUCACAUCACUCUUCUGCAGCAUGUGGUGGAUCCAGACGGUGAAGCCAUCAAAACUCUACUGGCUUCACUCAACAGCAUGGAGUCUGACAGAUAUGACGGCACUAAGUUCCACUCCGUAUCCAGUGAACUGCUGGGGAAGUCACCCAAUGACAUGCAGCAGUAUGUGUUCAUCUGGAGGCACAACGCAGCAAACCUCACCAAUAAACACCAGUACCGAAAGGAUGGCCCUUUUGUCCGAGCGCCAUUUGUUGUGAAGUUUCAAAGCAGCAAAACCUUAAUCGGAGAGUUCAUACUGGUUCCCCUCCACUCCGAGCCCUUGCAGGCCAUCCAAGAGAUCGACAGCCUCUACGACGUGUUUGAAGAAGUCAGCUCCAUGUGGAAUAACACAGACGUGAUGUUCUUGGGGGAUUUCCACGCCGGCUGCGGCUUCGUGACCAGACCUGACCGUAAAAGUAUCCGCCUGUACACAAACUCCAGCUUCUCCUGGUUGAUUGGAGAACAAGUGGACACCACCGUCACCGACUCAACUACCUGUCCAUAUGACAGGAUUGUGGUGCAUGGACAGCCCUUCCUGAAGGCCGUUGUGCCGUACUCCGGAAAAGUCUUUAACUUUGGCAAAGAAUUUAAAUUCUCUAGAGCUAAGGUUCUGGACGUGAGCGACCAUUACCCCGUGGAGGUGAGGCUGAAGGGCUCCGGCCUUCCUCUUCAGGCCACGCCCCUCACAGUCAUCCUGUGCGUCGCUGUGGUGGCGCGUUUUCUCCUUCCUGGUCUGUGAUCAGCGGGUGGAUUCCAACGUCUUUAGUUUUGAAUUCCAGAUAUUUUUUUUUAUUUUUUUUUCUCAGUCGGGUCUCCUGAAGCACAAAGAGCCAAGUGGAAAAAAAGAGCAUUUAUUUUAAAGCAACAAGAUCUGAUUGAAGUGAAGAUGUUUGGUUUGAGAUCUUCAAAAUCUCAAGUUUUCUCAUAAGAACCAUUAAAUAGAUUCAUUACAGGGAAU
Oryzias melastigma (Indian medaka) is the source of this 1330-nucleotide messenger RNA. Its product is annotated as deoxyribonuclease-1. The record is from RefSeq and is a predicted model, not a curated record. The transcript has 10 exons. The coding region runs from base 161 to 1111 and encodes 316 amino acids. Gene Ontology annotation, cellular component: nucleus. Gene Ontology annotation, molecular function: DNA nuclease activity. Gene Ontology annotation, biological process: DNA catabolic process. Lineage: Eukaryota; Metazoa; Chordata; Actinopteri; Beloniformes; Adrianichthyidae.